Rhagoletis zephyria (snowberry fruit fly) is the source of this 1020-nucleotide messenger RNA. The record is from RefSeq and is a predicted model, not a curated record. Lineage: Eukaryota; Metazoa; Arthropoda; Insecta; Diptera; Tephritidae.
UUCGAUGAGAUCGUCUUUGCGCGCACCAGUCCCCAGCAGAAGCUGAAGAUUGUGGAGGGCUUCCAGAGGAGAGGUGAGGUGGUGGCAGUCACCGGCGACGGCGUCAACGACUCACCGGCGCUCAAGCGAGCGGACAUUGGCGUCGCCAUGGGCAUCACCGGCUCCGAUGUGUCGAAGCAGGCGGCCGAUAUGAUCCUCCUCGAUGACAACUUCGCCUCCAUUGUGGUGGGGGUGGAGGAGGGUCGGCUGAUCUUUGACAAUUUGAAGAAGUCCAUCGCGUACACGCUGACGAGCAACAUUCCCGAGAUGGUGCCCUUCCUCCUGUACAUUCUACUAGGACUGCCCCUCGGCCUGGGAACGGUGACCAUUUUGUGCAUCGACAUCGGCACCGACAUCUUCCCCGCAAUCAGCCUCGCCUACGAACCGGCCGAAAGUGACAUCAUGUGCCGGCGGCCGCGGACCUCGGCGGAGCGCCUCGUCAGCCACCGCAUGAUCCAGGUGACCUACUUCUACGUGGGCAUCAUCUCCACGGCUGCCGGCUUCCUCGCCUACUUCGUCAUCAUGGCGGAGCACGGCUUCUUCCUCGUUGGCCUCACCACCGUCCGGGCCCGCGGCUGGGAGCGGCCCGGGGAGGAGGUGGUGGUGGACUGGUACGGCCAGGAGUGGCACUACGCCGCCCGGCGCCGCCUGGAGGCCACCUGUCAGACGGCCUUCUUCGUGGCCAUCGUCGUCACGCAGUGGUUCGACCUGUUGAUCUGCCGGACGCGCCGAAAUUCCCUCCUCCAGCAGGGCAUGACCAAUGACGUGCUCAGCUUUGCGCUCAUCUUCGAGACGGGCCUCACCAUCUUCCUCGUCUACUGCCCGGGCAUGGUCCCCCUCCUCAAGUUGUACCCGCUCAAGUGGGUCUGGUGGAUCUUCGGGCUGCCCUUCGGCCUGCUGCUGCUGCUGCUCGACGAGUGGCGGCGGUGGGCGAUCCGCCACCACCCCGGUGGCUUCAUUGAACGCGAGACGUACUACUGA